AUGCGAUUUUCUUCUGUAGGCAAGACUGUGCUGUUCUGCCUUGGCCUCGGGGUCAUCAGCGUCGCAGCUCAGCAACCGCCGAAUCGCCAGAUAGACCCGACCGUCUUCCCCCAGAUCAAGCCUACCGACAAACUGCAGUGGACCGACUGCUACGAAGUGUUCAAAUGUGCGCGCCUCUCGGUAAGUGAUGUCUCGGUACCCGCCAAAGUGGACGGCAAAGGCUGCACCGAACGCGUUGAGAUCGCGAUCAUCAGAUUGCCUUACAAGCAGGCCGACCCGAGCAUGCCAGCCCAGCAACUUGGCACACUGCAUAUACAACUUGGUGGCUGGUCUUCAUCCAAUACCAACUUCCUCGUCCGUUACGGCGAGUCCUACGCUCCUCUGUUUGCGGGCUACGAGCUUCUGGCUAUUGACUACCGCGGCCACGGCUGGUCCACCCCAUCCCUGACCUGCUUCCCUGACGAAUCCUCGCGACAAGCCUUUGGCCUCUCCGAGCCCGCCCUCCUCGGCACGCCAGACAAGAGAACCACAACGCCACCCUGGGUCGCCCGCGCAAAGACCUUUGCCUCGUCCUGCAAGAAACAUGCCGCAAAGGCCGCGCGGUACGGAGGCAGCUACGCAGCCGCCGAGGACCACGUGACGGUCAUGAAGGCCAUGGGCAACACCAAGCUCAGCUUCUGGGCCAUAUCCUCGGGCGCCAUCGUCGCACAAACCGUCGCGUACAAGUACCCGGCCGUGGUGGACAAGUUCCUGCUCGACGCGCCCGCGGCAGCGGAGCUCGCGUACGGCCGGGACCCGUGGCAGAGCACGAUAGCACAGGGAUACGUGCUCGAGGACUCGAGCAAGGGGCUCGACGCGUUCCUGUACACUUGCCUGAACGCACGGCCCGAGUCCCCGUGUAGCUUUGCCAACAGCAACACCACGACCCUGGCGCAGAUGAAGGCCCGCUUUGACAAGAUCGAGGCCGCGCUCAAGACCGCCAGCAGGAACGGCCGGGGCGGCCUCGCGGUGCCCGGCUCGACGGGACCGCGCAAGUUCACCUGGUCCACCUUCAAGUACAUCGAGUCCAUCGCCCUGCAUUCUCCAGGGUUCUUCCCCGUCCUCGGCGGCGUCCUGUCUGAGCUCGAGGCCGGCCAGUUCCCGCCCUCGGGCGGCUGGACGUCGUACGCCAUGAGCAACGUCACGUACCAGCCUCCCCAGCCACUGCCGAUGCUCACCGAGGACGCGACCUUUGACGGCCUGCUCGCGGGUCUGUGCACUGACGCACAGAGCAGCGGCGGCGGCAGCGCCGGGAGUUUCGAUGCGUACUACGACGCCCUCGAGGCCGCUGCGCCGGCGGUAAGUCCCGUCUUCGGCAGCUGGCGCCUCUUCUGCGACGCCUGGUCCAUCUCUCCCGUCAACAAAUACCGCGGGCCCUUCUCUGCCCCUACACUGAGCGGCGGCGGCAGCGGCAAGGUCGUCAUCGUGAACAACGCCGCCGGCGACCCGGCCAGCAGCAUCCGCAACGCGGAGCGCAUCAAGGCGAGCAUCGGCGGCUCGGUGGUCGUGCAGACGCGCGCGGCGGGGCACACGAGCUUUGUCACGGCGAGCGGGUGCUUCUUCAAGGUCGCCAACGAGCUCUUUGUGCAAGGGAUCGUGCCUCAGGACGGGCUUGUCUGUGAGGAGGUGUUUGCGCCGCCGUUUGGGGUGCAGAUUCCUGCUUCGUUCUAAGAGAAUGUGCAGCAAAGAGCUUCUUAAAGAGGUUGCAAGUGUAAGGACUGGUCUUGGAGUUCUAUAGCGAGAGGGUUGCGGCGGAAACGUUUGCUGUGUGGAUGGUAGUUGGAUGGCAAACGCGAGGUGAGUCAACCUUAAGGAAACGGUCGUGUAAUGGUUGGCCUUCUCUUCUUCUCUCGGGUCUUCAGGGCAUACAGUCGAGGUGGACAUAGUGACAGGAGUAGCACAUUAUGCAAUAAGCUGGAUCAAGCUGGGAGCUCUUACUAAUGGAAAGCCACACUUAAUGGAACACACAUUGUCAUAC
Messenger RNA from Microdochium trichocladiopsis, 2017 nucleotides. RefSeq lists its product as uncharacterized. Lineage: Eukaryota; Fungi; Ascomycota; Sordariomycetes; Xylariales; Microdochiaceae. The transcript has 3 exons. The record is from RefSeq and is a predicted model, not a curated record. The coding region runs from base 1 to 1710 and encodes 569 amino acids.